AUGCCCACCUCACGUACUGGUGCCACUGCAGUGGAGUACUGGGUUGACGGGUCGCGUCGCGAUGUGUCUGUGGAGGAUUUCUACGCCAUGGGACAGGAGUUAGGCAGAGGUGCGACGUCAGUCGUGUUCCGCUGUGAGGAGAAACAAACAGAGAAACCGUACGCCGCCAAGGUUCUGAAAAAAACCAUUGACAAAAAAAUUGUGAGAACAGAAAUUGGAGUUCUGCUGCGCCUCUCCCAUCCAAAUAUCAUUCGCCUAAAGGAAAUCUUUGAGACGGAGACCGAUAUUUCUCUCAUCCUGGAGCUGGUGACAGGAGGAGAACUGUUUGACAGGAUUGUGGAGAGAGGUUACUACAGUGAGAGAGAUGCUGCUCAUGUGAUUAAACAGAUCCUGGAGGCUGUAGCGUAUCUCCAUGAGAACGGCGUCGUGCACAGAGACCUCAAACCAGAGAAUCUGCUCUAUGCUGACCUGUCACUGGACGCCCCACUCAAGAUAGCGGACUUCGGCCUGUCAAAGAUUAUCGACGAGCAGGUUACCAUGAGGACAGUCUGCGGUACGCCAGGAUACUGCGCUCCUGAGAUUCUGAGAGGAAACGCAUACGGGCCAGAGGUGGACAUGUGGUCUGUAGGAGUCAUUCUCUAUAUCCUGCUUUGUGGGUUUGAACCAUUCUUCGACCCGAGGGGGGAUCAGUACAUGUACAGCCGUAUUCUCAACUGUGACUAUGAGUUUGUCUCCCCCUGGUGGGAUGAAGUCUCCCUUAAUGCCAAGGACUUGGUGAGUAAGCUGAUUGUGCUGGACCCGCAGAAGCGUCUGAGUGUCCAGCAGGCGCUGCAGCACCCCUGGGUGCUUGGGAAGGCUGCCCGCUUCUCUCACAUGGACACGACACAGCGCAAGCUUCAGGAGUUUAACGCACGACGCAAACUGAAGGCGGCUAUGAAGGCAGUGGUGGCCACGAGUCGGAUGCAUGAGGGCUCCCGGCGCCGGACGGACAGCUGUGAGAUUCCCGGGUCAGACCGGACCUCACGCCAGAGCAGCAUUCAGAAAGAUCCAACCAUGGAUGGCCCAAAUGAGCCCGCCGGUACCAAGGAGGCGGAGCAGACUGCGGAGGGGGAGGAGAGAGAGAGAGAGAGUGCAUCACAGGGAAAGUCCAAUCCAAAUGCCUCCACACCCCCACCUCCUCCACACAGCCCCAAACCCUCCACCCCCCUUCCGCCCAGACCCCCCCUGAAAGCCGACGGCCUCAGACAAGCCUCCGUCAUGCCGCACGCAGCCGCAGUCAGACCCAGAGUCCCCACAAAGAGCUGUUCGGUCAACCCAGGAGGGAGGCAAGAGCCCCCCCCUGUCCUGGCCUCUCCCCCCAGCCCAAAACCCCUCAGUAACGGAUUCACACUGGGAGUGGACGCGAGCACAAAGAGAACCCAGUGUCAGUGA
Chanos chanos (milkfish) is the source of this 1431-nucleotide messenger RNA. RefSeq names its product calcium/calmodulin-dependent protein kinase type IV. NCBI's taxonomy places the organism in Eukaryota, Metazoa, Chordata, Actinopteri, Gonorynchiformes, Chanidae. Gene Ontology annotation, biological process: protein phosphorylation. Gene Ontology annotation, molecular function: ATP binding; protein kinase activity. The transcript has 11 exons. Bases 1 to 1431 code for a protein of 476 amino acids. The record is from RefSeq and is a predicted model, not a curated record.